Molecule: messenger RNA, 3032 nt
Organism: Cryptotermes secundus
Lineage: Eukaryota; Metazoa; Arthropoda; Insecta; Blattodea; Kalotermitidae
Gene: Nprl3
Product: GATOR complex protein NPRL3
Exons: 8
Coding region: 286-2097 (603 amino acids)
Biological process (GO): TORC1 signaling; negative regulation of TORC1 signaling; positive regulation of autophagy
Cellular component (GO): GATOR1 complex
Source: RefSeq, a predicted model, not a curated record
CAUACUGAAUAGUGGCACGAACUACAGUGUUUAUAAUGGUUUAUAAUCUGUGGCAGGUUUGGUCGUUGUGGUAGUGGAAGAGUUGAGAAGAGAUAGAUAUGAUUGAUUUCCUCCCAAACAUUGAUUACGAGUUGUGCAUUUUAUUACAUUUGAGCUUGCGCUUCUUACUUCUAAUGUUUGCUGAACUUGCAGCAAGGUCGGUGCGGUCGAUGCUGGUGUAAGUUGUAGUUGUCAAACGUCUGGCAUGAGUUGGAGGGUUAAGGGUGUCACUGUGUGCGGAAUGCCAUGAUGGACCCAAAUCCUCUGAGUGUUAUCCUUGUGAAAAGUGACAGUAAGGGCGAUCGAUUGCUGUUCCGUUAUCCAUACACUACAGAUGCACGCAGUGAAGCUGGACAACAGAACCGACGCCGCAAUCCAUAUGCACUGACGAUAACAGAGGACCUACUGCAGACACCUCCCCCUCAGACUUCCAAUAUCUGCAAUGGUCACCUUACUGGGUUCUCAGACGAAGUGCUUUCCACACUCUUUGCAGUGAAGCCAGAGCUCUGUGAACGCAAGUUUGAACUGAAGGUGAAUGAUGUACGUUUUGUAGGGCACCCCACCGUGCUCAGUGACUCAAUCAUCCUCACCAAUAUAGUGUUUGCCCUACAUGCCACAGCUAGCCACUCCAUUGUCAAGUGCUACUACGAUCUGAGUAAGAGACUUGGCAUUGCACUGCGGCAUGAGGAGCGGCGUUGUGGCUACCUUAGUCAGGAGACAAAGACCAUGGUCAUGGCACAUGAUGAAGUGGCUGCCAGACCAGAGGGAGAGAAGCCAGAGGAUGCUGAUUCUCCAUUCAACCUGAUUUUGGAGCGUAGUACCCUGGCACGCAACUUGAAGGCUGUGUACGACGACCUGAUCUCAAUGGGUGUUGUACAUGUGCGUGUCAACAGGUGGAUAGAAGUGAGUUUCUGUCUGCCACAGAAAGUGCACCAGUUUGACAAGAAGGACUUCAUCAUUGAACCUGAGUCCAUACACAGGUGUCUGCAGUCACUGCGCCCAUACCAUGGGUUACUGCUGCUGGUGGAAUCCAGUGAACUGCUGAACCACCUGCCCCCUGAUGCCUCACCUGCUCUGGUGCGCCUCGUCCGCAUGUACAGCCCCCUCAAGAGCCUUCAGACAUUGGCUGCAGAUGCUGACCUCACUGUAUCCCAGGUGUUCCAGCUGGCAGGCCACCUGUUGUACUGGGCCAGGGCAACUGUAAUCUACCCAUUGUGUGAGAGUAAUGUUUAUGUCAUUGCUCCAGAUUCCCCAACACAUGUCAGCUCUCCCCUUAUCGAGCGCUUCUCGGAGCAUUUUCCAGGCAUGAACCUUUUGCAGGUAAUGAGUGAUUUCUCACUACCAACUUCCAUCAGCCUGAAGAUUAACCCCCUGAACCAUCCGCAGCACCAGUCACAGCUUGUGCAGAUGAUAGUUUGGAUGUUGCAGCACCGACUCUUGCUGCAGCUGCACACCUAUGUGUACUUCAUGCCAACAGCCAAUGGGCCCCGUCUGCCUCAGGAGAGGCUGGUGCGGCAGCAGAGUCAUAGUAUGCAUCAAAGCUCAACUCGAGAUGGGAGCUACCAGAGCACACCAGAUGAGCAGUUUAGUGUCAGUGUAGGUGGGUUCAUGGGUGGACGGGCACCUAGUGAAAGUGACCUCAGCUCCAACAUCAGUGACGAUGUUCUUGUCACGCCUGGCAGCAAGUUGAAUGGGUUGCCCAUUCAGACAAGCAGUUCAUUGGUCUCAGCAGACACUGAGGUCAGUUUUGUGAGUGCUCUGGAAGAGGAGAAAUCAAGUCUGGUUCGUGAGGAACUUCUGGCUGAUUUCAGCGAUGAAGAGCGAACUGCAAUACUCAAGAUACCUGCUGCAGCCAAUCCAGAGGACCUCCAUCUCUUGGCACGACUCUGUCACCAAGGCUAUCUGCGGGGUUAUCACCAUCUGGAGGAGAUCAUGUACCUGGAAAAUAUUCGACGUUCCCAGCUCCUUCAGUUGCUGGACAAGUUCCGUGAUGUGCUGGUCACUUGUGAAACUGAGGAUCCUGCUAUUGCCAUGUUCUACUCUCAUUCCUACACAUGAACACCGGUUUCCUUCACGUAAGUUGAGAAUCAGGAAUGUCAGAUGUAAAGGAUACACAUAAGUAUGAUCGUUUUGCAGCCUAGCUUUUAUAUAUAAAUCAGUACAAGUACAUUUAACAAAUUGUUUGUUUCAUGUAUAUAGUUGACAAGUUGUUUACAGGAUAUACAAUGUUCAGUUGGAAGAAUAUCUGGAGAACAUGGUAUGAUGUUCUGUGUGCAGUGAAUGUGUCAGUGGUGUCAUGAUUCAGUUUGACGCGAUGCUUAUGUGUGCAUAAUGACUGGGUUAGUGGUGUCAUUGAUUGAAUUUCGUGCAGUGUUUGUGUGUAUGCAGCGACUGUAUCAUUAACAUCACGAUUCAAUUGCAUGCAGUAAAGAUUUUUUUUUAUAUUCCAUAUUCCAUUACACGAAAUAUUUAAGUACGGUGAAAUUUCAGCACUUAGGACACAGGCUGUUUCUCUGAUCCAGAAACUUGUGCUAUUGGACUGUUGUGAGUUGUACUUUGUUUUGUUUGAAUAAAUCUUAAAGUUUUAGUUUCUUGAUACACAUUCCCAUUUAAUAUAAACUUAGCAAAAUUAUAUAGAAAUAUUUGAUCCUGUAUGAGACCCUCUCAUGGCUCAUAGUGAAACUUGCAUUUCUCUGAUGUAAUAUGUACCCAUCACUUAACCUUGAUGAGCAUUAGUCAGAUGUACAUGACAGAGUUUGCAAAGUAACAAUUGUAAUAUCAAUUAAUGAUUUGUUUUUUUAUAUCUGUAUACAGUGGCUGAUAGAAAUUAUAAAGUAGCAGUGCUUUUCUUGGCCAGUAAGUACCGGUAUGCAUACAUGCAAACAAUUGAUGCAUGCUGACAAAUUUAUCAAAAGAUUAACAUCUGCCAGUUCAUUUACGUUAUAACUGUGAGGCUAAAACUGAACAUGAGAUUACAGGCAAACUUUCUCUGG